Messenger RNA from Solea solea (common sole), 590 nucleotides. Its product is annotated as essential MCU regulator, mitochondrial-like. Gene Ontology annotation, biological process: calcium import into the mitochondrion; mitochondrial calcium ion homeostasis. The record is from RefSeq and is a predicted model, not a curated record. Gene Ontology annotation, cellular component: mitochondrial inner membrane; uniplex complex. Lineage: Eukaryota; Metazoa; Chordata; Actinopteri; Pleuronectiformes; Soleidae. The transcript is spliced from 2 exons. The coding region runs from base 11 to 304 and encodes 97 amino acids.
CAGUGUAAACAUGGCGUCGGCCCUCGGUCGCUUGGCCAGGCUCUCGGUCUUGAGACGCGGCCGCGCUUCACCGCUGACCCGCUCCGAUGGACAGGGGAUGGCGGUGACAUCGCGGCGCACAGCUGUGCGCACAUCCUCCGGUGCCAUUCUGCCCAAACCCAGGAAGACCGCAUUCGGCCUUUUCCGGAUUGCUGUGGUAGUGGUGCCCUUCUUGUAUGUGGGAACUCAGAUCAGCAAGAACUUUGCUGCGCUGCUGGAGGAGCACGACAUCUUUGUCCCCGAGGACGAUGACGACGAUGACUGAGGAGCCUGUAAGCUUCCUGGUCACCAGGUAUCACUGGCUUGGUUUGUGGGCUUCCCAGUUAAAUAUCGUAAAAGUUCAAACACACACACACACACACUUGUUCAGUCUGGUUGCAUAGGCAGCACCAGUGGAAUACAUCCAUUAAAGCAAGAGACUCUAAAGGUAGCACACAAAUGCUGCAUUUGAGUUAAAAAUGUCCUUGUCAAAUAAGUACGACUCUACAUAAUCACUUGUACACGUGCUCUCUUUAUAAAUUUAAAAAUAUGGCCGUAUUACACCAUUUCAA